AUGUUCCCGUGGGAGUGCACCACUGGUGCACCCGAUCAGAAAUCCUCGCGGUGUUCCACAGUUUGCUGUGAUGGGCGUGAAUCAGGUUUCGUACGUGUUCCUUCAUUGCAGUGGCCACGGGAAAUCGGCUUCAAACUGGAGCCAGCUUUGCGAGACGUGCUGCAGACUAUCUUCCCUGGCUCACAGCAGUACAGUAAAGCGGAGGCGGCACUCGACCAACAUGGCUUGGGCACGUUUGAGGCCAUCUGGAGUCUGUACGGAGGCGCCUAUACCAAUGACACCUACCUAGCUUCCAACAGGCUGGUGAAGGACACUGGGGUCCUGUGCGCGGCAGAUGCAGCGCAACUGCUACAGAGAGCCCAGCAGCACGACGCGAAGAAGGGGGCUGGUGGUGACGAAAUGGAUCAACCACAAGACCUCUGCCAACGAUUCCAUAACCGCCUCGUGGAACUCCUUGGCGGCGACCGGGUGGCACCUGUCCUGUACAUUUCCCAGGCAGACGGCAGCAUCUGGAGCCCGAUUCAGUUCCUGGACAAUCGCAGCGGAGGCAUCAAGGUAUAUAACAAGAAUGGCCACCUACAACCGCAGCAGAAGGGGUUCUACUGGUGCUCGGCCUGCUCCUCUGGCUGCUUCCCUACACACGCGUUGCCCCCCGUGGUGAAGGCCGAGGACGAGUGCACUGCCCUGAAGCGGCGCAGCUCUGGCAGUGAGAGUGGAGGAGAGAGCAGCAUGAAGUACAACAACGUGAACCGGGCGAAGAAGAUCGCUGACAUGAUGGUGGCAGACACCCGGGAGCCAUACCAGGUGAGCGACUGCUACAGCGGGCUUCUAUCUUCUCGUGAACCAGCAUACUGGCUGACGAUCGGGCGGCAGUGGUGGAACCACCACAGCGACAGCAGCCAGCUCAGCGCACAGGAGCUGGUGGCACCAGUGUGUAGGGCGGAGAUCAUAGCAGUGGCAGUGCGACAGCGGCCGCAGCCAAACCCCUCGGGUCCCGUGCAGCAGCAACAACGUCGCCAGCAGCCACAACGACUCUCAGGAUGGGGCCCUCAGUCGCCACCACAACAGCAGCAGCAGGGUGAGGGCACCACGAGCGACACUACACGGACAACGCAUGGACGGGGCAGUGGAAUGGCGCUGGUAAUUGCUACACGGUCUUUCAUCACGGCAGCACACUACAUGAGUGUCGCCACCGUGGCGGCCAUCAGCCCGAGCAACAGGCAGCUGGCUGGCAGGGGGCGCGGUGUGAUGCUUGGUGUGAGCGUCAUCAACACACCAGGUGGGUCGACGCCGGCAGUGGCAAACGGCCAGCCGACGAGCAAAAUUUACAACGAGUCGGACCUGGACUCUUCUGCGGCUGAUGGCACGUCACUGUGGAGCCCGUGCUGCCCGUGA
Messenger RNA from Volvox carteri f. nagariensis, 1395 nucleotides. RefSeq lists its product as uncharacterized. The transcript has 5 exons. The record is from RefSeq and is a predicted model, not a curated record. The coding region runs from base 1 to 1395 and encodes 464 amino acids. NCBI's taxonomy places the organism in Eukaryota, Viridiplantae, Chlorophyta, Chlorophyceae, Chlamydomonadales, Volvocaceae.